This is a messenger RNA of Laetiporus sulphureus 93-53, 1785 nucleotides long. RefSeq names its product DUF1630-domain-containing protein. The record is from RefSeq and is a predicted model, not a curated record. The transcript is spliced from 9 exons. Gene Ontology annotation, cellular component: recycling endosome. Gene Ontology annotation, molecular function: guanyl-nucleotide exchange factor activity. Bases 1 to 1785 code for a protein of 594 amino acids. NCBI's taxonomy places the organism in Eukaryota, Fungi, Basidiomycota, Agaricomycetes, Polyporales, Laetiporaceae.
AUGGAUAGCCAGCUUGUCGACUUCGACCUAGACGUCGGGCCGAAGAUCUGCUCUAUGUACCCUCCGCUCGACCUGUCUCAUACAGAGGCUGACAAUGUCGCAUUCUCCUCGUUCCCUGAUUGCCCACAGUUCGAACAGGGCUCGCAAGUGCACUCGUUCCGGAUCCGCGCACGGCAGCCCUCUGAGGAUAAGCUUGUGCGGCCUAGUGAUCAACGUCCGCAUACUGUAGAUGGCUUCAUCUACGGGUACUCGCACUUUACCCAACGUAGAGACGCGACUUCCAAGCGAGGCUACCAACAGCGUUCCGUCGUCAUCCUCACCCACCUCGCAUAUCCCGCUCUGUUUCACACCCUUGUAUCGAAGCUCGGCCCUGCAUUUCUCAUGCAUGGCAGCCCUAUGCUCGAAGCGGCAUGUCACAACGUGGCGAGCUGGUCAGAUCCAAGCCCAGGACAUGUGGUAGAGCUGGAGUUCCUAGGUACUGUCUUUCAAACGGAGUUGCCGCUGCACGUCGACACACAGCAGGCGCCAUCCACGAAACCCCCUCCUACACCACUUAAUGGUAGCUGCGAGGCACCCUGUCAGAUUUUGGCCUCGCUACCACCAUCGGAACCGCCAGCACUGUUGCUAUUCGAGGCUUGUCUACCGCAAUUAUGGUCGAUAUGGGAGUGUCUCGUUCUCUGCGAACCCAUUCUGGUAUACGGGCCUUCCCCUGCGAUGACCAGCCAGGCUGUCUGGUGGUUGCGUGACAUCCUUCGUCCAAUCCCUGUCGCGGGAGACUUUCGCCCAUUCUUCACAAUACACGAUGCAGACCACACCGCCCUUGUCAAUCCUCGUCCGCCCAGUGCAGGACUCCUGCUUGGCGUGACGAAUCCGUACUUCGAGGGCGCAUGCAAGCACUGGCCGCACGUCCUCAGUCUUGGGCGGACGCCUCCAACGAAAUCAAAGGCACACGUGGCCGCAAGUCCUGGCCCACUUCCCGGAUGGAAGUCACGAAUGCAUAAGAGAUACGUCGCGCGAGACCAUGCGCUGCUGGAGCAGUUGAAGGCAGCGUGUACGGGAUCUGAGCAAGCAAAACGCGAAGCUUCUGCAGCUCUUCGCCAACAUUUCUCCUCCCGCACGGCCGCACUGCUCGUCCCGCUGCAACGAUACCUCCAGACCCUUAUACCCUCUCCUGCAUCUGUCGCCUCUGCUACCUUCCCGUCGACGCCGUAUUCAAAGUCUGCAUCUGUCUCUGCCUUUCCCAACUCCUCUUCUUCGAGUCUCUUCCCGCUGAGGUCAUCCGUGGCGAGCUCCUUCUCAUAUCACUCAGCGGCAUCGUCAGGGACACUCGUCCCGUCUCCGUUAUCAACGACGGCCACGACGGGGUUAGCAACAUGGAACGCGCCGGAGCACGCUUCUGCAGAGGACAAGGAAGGAAACGCAUCGCAACUCACUAUCAGUGUCCCACCUCACGACGAACCUAUACCCGAAUCACAUCCCUCCAUCUUCGUCUCCUCCGUGUCUACCACAACCCCAUCGUCAAGUACAAUCUCCUCCCCACCCUCGUCCGCCGCGUCCAGCUCCACACGCGCGCCCACUCCCACACCGACGAGCGCUGAUCCGCGUCUGGCGCCGUUCAACGAGCGUGCGUUCCUCGCGUCACUCAAGCCGCUUGCGCUGCCGUUCAAGUCGGCGGGGAAGGCGCGAGAGUUUUACGCGCGCUGGAUACGGACGCCCGCAUUCGGAGUGUGGAUCGCGCGGCAGGAGGAGACGGUGGAGAGGGUGUUGAGGGGGGAGAGGGGGUAG